This is a messenger RNA of Cryptomeria japonica (Japanese cedar), 2292 nucleotides long. RefSeq names its product plant intracellular Ras-group-related LRR protein 6. Lineage: Eukaryota; Viridiplantae; Streptophyta; Pinopsida; Cupressales; Cupressaceae. The coding region runs from base 240 to 2042 and encodes 600 amino acids. The transcript has 21 exons. Gene Ontology annotation, molecular function: protein binding. The record is from RefSeq and is a predicted model, not a curated record.
UGUCACACAAUUCAGACAGCAAAAUCCCACACAAAUCCAACUUUUCAAGAUGAAAAAACAAGGCAAGGAAAAAUCUCAGACAAGUUUUCACUUCCUCAAACAUAAAUCCGUCGAACUUUUCAUUCUAUUUAGUUUUUGGCUGUGGUGUGCCGAGUGAAUCUGAAAUAUGCAGUACACGUGUAUAGGGACACAGAUAGGGACACAGACUACUGUGCUGGAGUAAAUCUGAAAUUUAUUGUAUGAAUAUACGAGACGCAGUUUACAUGGAUCGUCUAUUGAAAGGCGCGAGGGCGUCUGGAUCUCUCAACCUUUCAAAUCGUGCCCUCAAGGAAGUGCCACAUCAGAUUUACAAUAAUUUAGAUGCAAUUGGAGAAGGAGAGAAGUGGUGGGAGGCCGUGGAGCUACAGAAACUCAUAUUGGCUCACAACAGCAUCCAGACCAUUUCAGAAGACCUAGGAAAUCUCUCCUUUCUGACAGUUUUGAAUGUCAGUCAUAAUCAACUCUCUUAUCUUCCAGCCGCUGUUGGCCGGCUUACGAUGCUCAAAAUGAUAGAUGUUUCUUCCAACUUAUUAUGCGAAAUUCCUGAAGAGAUUGGUUCUGCGACUGCGCUGGUCAUACUGAACUGUGCAAGCAAUCAACUUACGUCCCUCCCAAUCAGUCUUGGCAAGUGCAUAGAGCUAACAGAACUUAAGGCAUCAAACAAUCACCUAACAGCUUUGCCAGGGGAGCUGGUACAUUGUUCAAAAUUGGUGAACUUGGAUCUGCAGGGUAAUAAGAUCACAGUAUUGCCUGACCAUUUGUUGUGCUCAUGGACUAUACUUAAAGAGAUAAAUGCUGCCAACAACAAUCUCACUGAGAUAUCUGGAUCAAUUGGAAAACUUUCACGACUUAUCCGUCUUGAUCUUCAUCAGAAUCGGAUUCCAUCAAUCCCGUCAGCAUUUGCUGGAUGCUCUUCACUUGCAGAACUUUAUCUAGGAAAUAAUCUCUUAUCUUCAAUUCCUGUGGAGUUUGGAGCUCUUUCAUCACUAGGAACAUUAGACCUUCAUUCUAACCAGCUUACAGAGUAUCCAGAAGAGGCAUGCAAGCUGCAGCUUUCUGUCUUGGAUUUAUCAAACAACUACCUUACAGGGUUGCCACCACAACUUGGCAAAAUGACCUCAUUGAGGAAGCUUCUAUUGGUUGGGAAUCCUUUGCGAACCAUACGAAGUUCGUUGGUUCUGGGUCCUACCCAAAAAUUGCUUGAGUAUCUUCGCAGUAGGCUGCCCACAGAUGAAGAAGCCAAAUCAAAUAUUGCUUCUUCAUCAAAUUUGUUUGGAGUUGAUAAUAAUGAUUGCAUUGCCAUAGCUUCUCGACAGGCAUUAUCUUCAAAGGCAUUAUUGAUUAGUGGGCUUGGCCUGGAAAGCAUACCAUCUGCAGCAUGGGAAUUGGGAGAACUAGUUAUGUUGGAUGUUUGUAAGAAUGGAAUCAAAGAGUUGCCAAAUGAGCUUUCAAUGUGUACUUCACUUGAGACAUUACUUUUGUCAGAUAACAGGAUAGAGAAUUGGCCUGGUGCUGUAGUUGCAAGUCUUCCCAAUCUUCAGUGUUUAAAGCUUGACAAAAACCCACUUGCCCAGCUCCCACAAGGUGCCUUUGUAGCAGUAUCAAGGCUUAAGAUUCUAGAUUUGAGUGGUAUUUCAGGUCCACUGCCGGAACCUCCUGCUCUAUCUGAUAUGCCCGAAUUGCAAGAGUUAUAUUUGAGGAGGAUGCAUUUAAAAGAAGUACCUUUUGAUUUAAAGAACUUGAGACAAUUGCGCAUUCUUGAUUUAAGUCAGAACUCUCUAUCUGAAAUUCCAGAGAGUUUCCAGCAGUUAACGUGUCUUGAGGAACUUGAUUUAUCUGACAACAACAUUACAAUGCUUCCCCCAGAGCUGGGACGUCUAGAUCUAUGCUUGAGGAGUUUGAGAUUGGAUGGAAACCCAUUAAGAAGCAUUAGACGAACUAUCGUGGUUCGUGGGACAAAGGCCGUGUUAAAGUAUUUGAAGGACAAAAUUGAUGAAGCUUAAUUAGUAUGAGAUUUGAUUGUCAAUUUUUGUGAUCCAUGUGGUAUGCAAGGGUAUGCAGUUGCUAGAACAUGCAACUUUGUUCACUGUUAGAUUUCAAAACUUCUUUGAACAUUUCAGAGGGAAAAAACAUUCAACAUGCACUAUAUGAGAAACAAAAUUGGAGACUGCUAAAAUUUUACUAAUAUUAUUUGUGUACCUGCAUAACGAGGUUCAUGUGAUGAAAUAUAAUACUCAGUCUAUUUUAAUGAAA